This is a messenger RNA of Gongylonema pulchrum, 513 nucleotides long. Lineage: Eukaryota; Metazoa; Nematoda; Chromadorea; Rhabditida; Gongylonematidae. The record is from the annotation of a GenBank genome assembly.
AUGAAUAUUAUCAGAUCAAACGAGACAUUCUACACGAUAAAUCUCAUAUUCUUCUACGUCGUUGGUCCCUUAUCUCUAACGUUUAAUGCUUUGCUGCUUUAUAUGAUUUUCACAAGAACACCAGUGAAGUUUAAUGAGUUGUCGCUUCUGCAGGCCAAUAUUGCCAUUAUGGCUAUCAUUGGUGCAAUUUCGAUGAUGCUGUCACAGCAUAGGUCUUUAUCAGUGUCGGAUUUCAUUGCAGAAGCACUUGGUCCAGUGAAAUAUAUUGGUACUCCAUCGAUAAGCAGCCACAUCGCUUAUUUCCUGUUUUGGCUAAAUAUGUGCCUACCGUCUCUAACGUUAAUUAAUAUAGCUGUUAUACUCGGUAUCCAGCAUCGAGCGCUUACCAGCACCUCUCCCACAAAAAGCUUCAAGUGGAUUCGAAUUUUUUUCAUCGCCACGUACAUCUUUGCUAUUUCACAAGCGGUAUCUUUAUUUGUUUUGCUAAUAUAUUUUUCAUCGGCCUUGACUUAA